Molecule: messenger RNA, 560 nt
Organism: Dentiscutata heterogama
Lineage: Eukaryota; Fungi; Glomeromycota; Glomeromycetes; Diversisporales; Gigasporaceae
Source: the annotation of a GenBank genome assembly
AGCGCUUAUCAAAUGCUAUAUGGUAUAUUGAUCCACAUAUUAAAUUACUCCAAAAUCGUGCAUGUCAUAUGCCUUCUUUGUUUAAACAAUUAGCAAUGUAUAAAUCUGGGUCUACUUAUAAUACUUUUUACUUUACUUCACAUCAUAAAAAAGAAAAGCUUUCUCAACAAAAAUUACUUGAAUAUUGUAAAUUAUUAGAAUAUAGUGCAAGUGAAAUAUGGGCAAGUAAAAAAUGCUGGACUGAAAUUAUUUCUGAAGUAUUUAGUUUUACUACCAUGAUGCGAAAAUAUGUAGAGCAUUUGAAAAAGUCUGCUCAACUUAUCUAUAGUGCAUAUCAUUCUACUACAAUAGUUCGUACACCUAAUAAGUAUAGCAAAUUAACAAUAAUUACAAGAGUUUUAAAUAUUAACCCCAAAUAUAAAGCUUUAGAAAUGAUUCUUACUGAAAAAGAUUUAUAUGAGUUUAUUAAAAUUUCGGAAUUUCUUCCAUCAGAAAAUAUUAAGCAUCAUCAAUGGAUUGUAGAAUUAAAAUUAUCAUUUUUUAUUUGCUUAUAUAGGUAA